AGCAAUGAAUUCACUCCAAAGGAAGGGUCCCCAUAUGAAGCCCCUGUCUACAUUCCUGAAGACAUUCCAAUCCCACCUGACUUCGAGCUGAGAGAGUCUUCAGUCCCUGGAGCAGGAUUAGGGAUUUGGGCCAAGAAGAAGAAUGAAGUAGGAGAAAGAUUCGGUCCCUAUGCUGGGAUUCAAAGGGUGACACUGAAGGAUCCGAACUUCGGAUGGGAGAUUGUUGACGAGCUGGGGAAUGUAAAAUUCUGCAUUGAUGCAAGUCAGGCUGGAAGUGGGAACUGGCUCAAGUACAUCCGGUCGGCACGUUCCUAUAACCAACAAAAUUUAAUAGCAUGUCAGAUUAAUGAUCAGAUUUACUAUAAAGUAAUUAAAGAGGUAAAAUCGGGUGACGAGCUGCUGGUUUUUAUGAAGGACGGCGUCUAUCCUGAUGGGACAAUGCCACCAAACCUUGAUGACGAACAGCGAUACCGAUGUGGAGACUGCGACGAGCUCUUCCGCUCGAAAGUGGCAUUGCGGCGGCACCAGGCCUACGCCUGCAACAACGUUAAUGCCAUCUUCACCACCAUCAACGAAGAGUUCAAGCAGAACCAGCUGGGUGACGGGCCGCUUCACGAGUGUAAAGACUGUGACCGGAUAUUCCCCAACGAGUACAGCCUGGAACAACACAUGAUCAUUCACAGUGAGGAACGUGAAUAUAAAUGUGACCAAUGUCCAAAAGCUUUCAACUGGAAAUCCAAUCUGAUUCGUCAUCAAAUGUCACAUGAUAGUGGCAAACGCUUUGAAUGUGAAAAUUGUGAUAAGGUCUUCACUGAUCCAAGCAACCUCCAGCGGCAUAUCAGGUCUCAGCAUGUGGGAGCCCGGGCACACGCUUGCCCUGACUGUGGAAAAACCUUUGCCACCUCGUCUGGAUUAAAGCAGCACAAGCACAUACACAGCAGCAUUAAGCCUUUCACCUAUAGGAGGCAGGGACAAGCAUGGACACAGAGUGAUGGUGAGGUUUGUCACAAAUCGUACACCCAAUUCUCCAACCUUUGUCGACAUAAACGGAUGCAUGCCGAUUGCCGGACGCAAAUAAAGUGUAAAGACUGCGGCCAAAUGUUCAGCACAACCUCUUCAUUGAACAAGCACCGCAGGUUCUGUGAGGGCAAGAACCAUUACAAUCCCAGUUCUAUGUUUCCACAAGGUCUGCCACUUACUCCCAGUGCCAUGCUGGACAAAUCGAAACCAACAUCCACCCUUAACCAUACUUCACUAGGAUUCAAUGAUUACUUCCCUUCACGCCCACACCCUACGGGAUUGCCUUUCUCACCACCUGCUGCAUUUCCUUCCCUUGCUCCAGGUUUCCCCGGCCUUUUCCCCCAUUCCUUGUAUCCCAGGCCCCCUCUAUUGCCGAGCAACCCGUUGUUGAAAGGCUGCUUAAAUCAUGAUUUGGAUGGAACAGUCCAAAGCCCCAUGGGGACUCCCUCUGUGUCGCAAGCAUCUUCCCUCGUGUCGACGUUCAACGACAGAGUUGGUCCUUUAGAAGAAAAAUCCAACAUACGACCUGAAAACUGCUACACUGAGAAAAGCAAAGGUAAAAACAGUGACUUAUCAGAAGGUAGUGACUUUGAAGAUGUGAAUACAACAAGUGGGACUGACCUGGACACAACCACGGGCACUGGGUCUGAUUUGGACAGUGAUGUGGAGAGUGAUCGAGAUAAAAAGAAGGAAAAGACCAACCUGACGGCCAAAGCGGCCGACAAAGUCUCCACCAACUCAACCAAUGAAAUUAAUGAGCGAACCUAUCUUCCAUCCCAACAUUCCUUCUUUCCUCCUCCAGAUGAGCAGAACCUACCGACUAAUGCUGCUAAUGAUUCCAUUAAAGCUAUUGCCUCAAUCGCGGAGAAGUACUUUGGCACUGGGUUCAUGGGAAUGCAAGAGAAGAAAAUGGGGUCGCUUCCAUACCACUCAAUGUUUCCAUUCCAGCUCCUCCCAAACAUCCCACAUUCCAUAUACCCUUUCACGGACCGAAACCUCAAUCCCAACCUCUUAGUGAAGAAUGAGCCAAAGUCACCCAGGGAGCAUCAGAAAAGUGGGAGCGCCAGCUCCGAGUCACCCUUUGACCUCACCACAAAACGGAAAGAAGCGAAGCCCCAUCCAACAUCCAAGCUCAUGGCAUCUGCCCUUCCUGGAGAGGAGCAGCCUCUGGACCUGAGCAUAAGCAGUCGCAGCCGGGUCAGUCAGAAUGGCCCUGGGGAGCCCCGAAAGAAUCAUGUGUUCGGUGACCGCAAAAUGACGAUCAGCGAUGAGAUGCCCAAGAUGUCACACCAGCAACCCUUUCAUUACGCAAAGCCAUCACCUUUCUUCAUGGAUCCUAUUUACAGCUGGAACCACCUGCAUUACACAGCGGUGGAGAAAAGGAAAAUGAUGGAUCCCCUGAACUCACUGAAGGAAAAGUAUCUGCGCCCGAACCCACUUCUGUUCCACCCUCAGAUGGCUGCUAUGGAAACCAUGACAGAAAAGCUAGAGAGUUUUGGCACACUGAAACUGGACACCAUGGGCACUCUACAACCCCCUCCUCAUCACUCAUUCAACUUCCGAUCACCACCAUCCACACUGUCUGAUGCCAUCCUUCGCAAAGGAAAGGAGCGUUACACAUGCAGGUACUGUGGGAAGAUUUUUCCAAGAUCAGCAAAUCUUACUCGGCAUCUCAGAACGCACACAGGAGAACAGCCGUAUAGGUGUAAAUACUGUGACAGGUCGUUCAGCAUCUCUUCAAACCUGCAAAGGCACGUCCGCAACAUCCACAACAAAGAGAAGCCGUUCAAAUGUCAUUUGUGUAACCGUUGCUUUGGGCAGCAAACCAACCUUGAUCGCCACCUCAAGAAACACGAGAACGAGAGCAUUCCAGUGAGCCAACAUUCUGGGGUUUCAUCCAACCACCUGGGCACCACCGCUUCUUCGCCGAACUCCGAGCUUGACAAUACUGCACUUUUGGAGGAAAAGGAGGAGUCAUACUUCUCCGAAAUCCGGAAUUUCAUUGGAAACAAUGACCUCAGCCAGGCGUCCAGUUCAGCUGACAAAAGGCAUGAGGCUCAAAGUGGCCACCAAGAGCCAGAUCAUCCACUGACCAAUCAGAAAGCAGAAGAGGCAGAUGACGAGGACGAUGAGGAGGAACUUGAGGAAGACGAUGAAGAGGAGGAUGAGAGCAUGACAGAAAAAUCCCAGGAUGACCCUGUUUCACCGAAGACUGAUGCCAGAGUCCAGUAUAGAGAAAAUGAAGAGGAACAUCAUGCCCCACUCACCCUGGGUUAUGAGCAGGCUCACAGACUUAUGCCAUGAUGCUUUCAUUCUCUGAGAAUGCUUCCCUCCAUCCAUCGUCCCAGAACUCUCUGGAUGCUUGGCUGAACAUAGCAGGAGCUACACCGGAGUCGGGAACCUUUCAUCCAAUCAACCACGUGUGAGAGAGAGAGAGAGACAGAGAGAGAGAGAGAGAGACAGAGAGAGAGCUCCAGCAAAGCGUGAUGUGGGCCUGACGUAGCUGGGCAGGGCGGGGCUG
Messenger RNA from Hemiscyllium ocellatum (epaulette shark), 3541 nucleotides. It is a transcript of the gene prdm16, whose product is annotated as PR domain containing 16. The coding region runs from base 409 to 3324 and encodes 971 amino acids. Gene Ontology annotation, molecular function: RNA polymerase II cis-regulatory region sequence-specific DNA binding; DNA-binding transcription factor activity. The transcript has 16 exons. Lineage: Eukaryota; Metazoa; Chordata; Chondrichthyes; Orectolobiformes; Hemiscylliidae. The record is from RefSeq and is a predicted model, not a curated record. Gene Ontology annotation, biological process: regulation of transcription by RNA polymerase II.